Messenger RNA from Aureobasidium vineae, 975 nucleotides. Lineage: Eukaryota; Fungi; Ascomycota; Dothideomycetes; Dothideales; Saccotheciaceae. The record is from the annotation of a GenBank genome assembly.
AUGGCACCCAUCGCACUCGAGCAACCCAAUGUUGCCGAGAAUUUCAACGACCACAAAGACGGCCUCGCCCUCGAAGCAACCUCCGACAACAUCGACGAAGUUAAUGUUCUAAAGGCCGCCCUCAAAGUAAAAAACGGCACCGCCACCCAAGAAGAAAAGGAAAUUUACGAAGCCUCGCAAUUCGAUGCGGACAAGGACAAAGCCCAAUUCCGCAAUUAUGAGGAUGCAUGCGACCGUGUAAAGAACUUUUACAAGGAACAGCAUGAGAAGCAAACCGUAGCCUACAACUUGCGCGCCAGAAACCGCUUCCACUCAAAGACCAGAGCGGAGAUGACGAUUUGGGAGGCCAUGGAGAGAUUGAACACCCUGAUUGACGAGAGUGAUCCUGAUACCUCGUUGUCGCAAAUCGAGCACUUGCUGCAAUCCGCAGAAGCCAUCCGUCGCGAUGGAAAGCCCCGCUGGUUCCAACUCACAGGCCUCAUCCACGACCUAGGAAAACUGCUGUUUUUCUUUGACGCCGAGNGGCAGUGGGAUGUUGUCGGCGACACCUUUGUCGUGGGCUGCAAAUUCGACGAUCGCAUCAUUUACCCAGGUACCUUUGCCAAUAACCCAGACUCCAAGGAUCCUAUCUACAGCACUGAGCAUGGUAUCUAUACUCCUGGUUGUGGACUCGACAAUGUAAUGAUUAGCUGGGGCCACGACGAGUAUCUUUACCAUGUUGUCAAAGAUCAAAGCACUUUGCCCGACGAAGCUCUCGCCAUGAUUCGCUACCACAGCUUUUACCCUUGGCACAAGGAAGGCGCUUACCGCUGGAUGAUGAAUGAAAAGGACGAGAAGAUGUUGGCUGCCGUCAAGGCUUUCAACCCUUACGAUCUUUACUCCAAGUCUGAUGGUAUUCCCAAAGUUGAGGAUCUCAAGGAUUACUACAUGGAGUUGAUUGAUGAGUAUUUCCCUCAGAAGGUCAUCAGAUGGUAG